GCCCCGCGUAGCCCUCCAUCCACCACACCCCUCGUCCGCAGCCAUGCAGGCGAUCACUGACAAGCUCAAGGGCACGACGGCGCGUGAGUGGGCAGUGCGCGCUGUGGCAGCGGCUGGGCAUGCGAGAUGCGCACCUCCACCUGAGAGCGCGCCGGCUUGCGGCGCGCAAGUGUCGCUCACGGCACACACAGCAUGCUCACACACACGCCCUGCCAGAGGCCCUCGGCCAGCGCCAGUACAACAGCUGGGGCAUGCCGCUCUUCCACACGGACCCGCUGCUCGACCUCGCGCGCAAGGCGGGCUUCAAGGUCGUCGAGUACGACCUGCCGCCCUAUCCGCUCGUCACCGCCGGCUGGCAGGCGCUCUCGACGCUCGGCUUCAUGGUCGGCACCACGGUGCUCUCCUAUGUGCUCUACUACACCGUCGGCAAGACGUACGCGGCGCGCGUCGGCUGCGUCGGCCUCGUCUCGGCCAUUCUGCUCGCCUGGCCCGUGUUCGCGGGCCGCUCGGGCUGCAUGAUGCUCGACUUCUGGCGCCCGGCUCUGGGCUUCCGCUCUGCACUGCUCGUCUACGACAUCUUCUGCAUCCGCACGCGCGAGGAGGUCGACAACUGGAGCUUCGCGCGCUUUUUCUGCGGCCUCUGGGCCUUCCCGAUGGAGGAGGAGGACAUCGCUGAGCGCGAGAAGCGCGAGGGCUUCAAGCGCAACGCGCGCUGGGAGAACAUGAAGGGCUACCCGAAGGUCUUCAUUGAGGGCAUCAUCUUCCUUGGCACGCUCUACAUCCUGCCGCCGUACGCGAUCGCGCAGACGAUGAGCCAGCUGCAGUACCACCUGUACUGCGACGCCAUGGGCAUCUCGAUCCUGAUGGCGCUGGCGCUCUUCGGCGACGGCCUGCUCAAGGGCAUGGGCAUCAUCCUUGGCAUUGAGAUGCAGGACAUGUUCGAGUCGCCGCUGAGCACGAUCAACAUCCGCCUCUUCUGGUCGCACUGGAACCGCGCCAUCGCCGCGGUGUUCCACCGCGUCAUCUUUGCGGGCGGCAAGAAGAAGGCUGCCAGCAAGCAGAAGGCCGCCGCGAGCAAGCGCGUCGCGCAGCUCGCGCAGGAGAAGCGCAGCCACCUCGACCACCUCUCCGAGACCGAGGCCGAGACGAGCCGCACGGACGACGAGGACGGCGGCGCCCGCGCGCGCAAGAGCGGCCUCAAGAUGACGUCGAGCAAGCAGGCCGAGGCGCCCAAGAAGAGCUCCGCCGCCAGCAAGCCGCCGGCGAAGAAGUCGAGCUUCCUGCCCAAGGCGGCCGCUGCCAUCGUGACCUUUGGCAUGAGCGGCAUCUUCCACGAGCACAUCACGUACAACACGAUGGGCAUCGCAGACGGCCUCAACUUCCUCUUCUUCCUCGCCAACGGUGUUGCUACCGUCGCCUCGACCUGGUUCCGCCGCACCUACCCCGAGCUGAACGCCAAGAUCCCGACGCUGGUGGCCGUGCUGAUGCUGCACACCUUCUUCCUCGCCGUGAUCCCGCUGUUCUGCACGGUCUUCAUCAAGAGCGAGUUCUUCAUCCAGAUGGAGUCGCUCAAGUGGCACCUGCUGCCCGUCGCCAACGCCAAGCGCGGCGCCUUCAUCUACCUCUUCGGCCAGCCGCCGAAGUAAUUAUCCCCCCUCUGCUCCGCCGAGCCGAGCCGCGACGCCCCGCAGCUGCUGCCGUGCAGAGGCAGCCCGAACCCGCAAAUUACCCCUCUUCCUUCUCCGCUCCCUCUUUGGUGCACCAUCUACGCCCACCUGCUCUCUUGUCUCCUCAUUCCCCUUGCCAUGCACAGCACUGUGCCUCACGCAUCUGAUCCGCGAAAUGGGUAUUGCUGGUCGCCGGCUAGUAGCGCACG
Tilletiopsis washingtonensis is the source of this 1876-nucleotide messenger RNA. RefSeq lists its product as hypothetical. The coding region runs from base 120 to 1646 and encodes 508 amino acids. The record is from RefSeq and is a predicted model, not a curated record. The transcript has 9 exons. Gene Ontology annotation, biological process: lipid metabolic process. Lineage: Eukaryota; Fungi; Basidiomycota; Exobasidiomycetes; Entylomatales.